AUGACAACAACAUGGCUUACAACAAUAUCUUCGACGCAACCGUUGAUGCAUUUGUGUAUGCCAUGGUGGAGAGAAGGGUUUGAAGGGAUUCCGGUGGUGGUGACGGAGACAGGUUGGCCAACGGUGGGCGGCGAAGCGGCGAGCGUUGAGAAUGCGUUGGAUUACAAUGGGAAUGUUGCGAGACGGGCGUUGAAGCGAUCCAGUGUCGCGCAGGAACUGCAUGAGAGGAACCAUGGCCGGCAGGAGACUGUGGUCGAAAGCUCCGGAGGAAGGAUGCAACGCCUAGCAUAUGAAUGGCUUGAUAUAAGUUCCCAGUGGCUCGGACUACAUGUGGUGUGUAAAAUGAGUCUUUUAAGAAGACUUGUUGCCAACGGCAAUGUACCGGACUUGAUUUGCAGGAAUGUGGGCAAGGAUGUGGACUGA
Messenger RNA from Ilex paraguariensis (yerba mate), 423 nucleotides. The record is from the annotation of a GenBank genome assembly. Lineage: Eukaryota; Viridiplantae; Streptophyta; Magnoliopsida; Aquifoliales; Aquifoliaceae.